CUGGAAAGGAUUCAAAACUUUAAAAAAAAAAAACAAAAAAACUGGAGCACACAGGCAGCAUUACGCCAUUCUUCCUUCUUGGAAAAAUCCCUCAGCCUUAUACAAGCCUCCUUCAAGCCCUCAGUCAGUUGUGCAGGAGAAAGGGGGCGGUCGGCUUUCUCCUUUCAAGAACAAGUUAUUUUCAGCUGCUGACUGGAGACGGUGCACGUCUGAAUACGAGAGCAUUUCCACUAUGGGACUGGAUACAAACACACACCCGGCAGACUUAAAGAGUCUCAGACUGAGGAGAAAGCCUUUCCUUCUGCUGCUACUGCUGCUGCCGCUGCUUUUGAGGGUCCACUCCUUUCAUGGUUUUUCCUGCCAAACCAGAGGCACCGUCGCUGCUGCCGCCUUUCUCUUUGGUGUCAUUCAGCGGCUGGUCAGAGGAUGAGACUCCCCAAACUCCUCACUUUCUUGCUUUGGCACCUGGCUUGGCUGGACCUGGAAUUCAUCUGCACUGUGUUGGGUGCCCCUGACUUGGGUCAGAGACCCCAGGGGGCCAGGCCAGGACUGACCAAAGUAGAAGCCAAGGAGAGGCCCCCUCUGGCCAGGAACAUCUUCAGGCCAGGGGGUCACAGCUAUGGUGGGGGAACUGCCAAUGCCAGGGCAAAGGGGGGCAGCGGGCAGACAGCAGGCUUGACACAGACCAAGAAGGAUGAACUCAAAAAGCUGCCCCCCAGAUCAGGUGGCUCUGAACCCAAACCAGGACACCCUUCCCAGACAAAGCAGGGUGCGACAAGGACUGUGACUGCAAAAGGACAGCUUCCUGGGGGUAAGGCACCCCCCAAAGCAGGACCUGCCCCUAACUCAUUCCUGCUGAAGAAGGCCAGGGAGCCUGGGCCCCCUCGAGACUCCAAGGAGCCGUUCCGCCCGCCCCCCAUCACACCCCAUGAGUACAUGCUCUCGCUGUAUAAGACGCUGUCUGAUGCUGACAGAAAGGGAGGCAACAGCAGCGUGAAGUUGGAGGCUGGCCUGGCCAACACCAUCACCAGCUUUAUUGACAAAGGGCAAGAUGACCGAAGUCCUGUGGUCAGGAAGCAGAGGUAUGUGUUUGACAUUAGUGCCCUGGAGAAGGAUGGACUGCUAGGGGCUGAGCUACGGAUCCUGCGGAAGAAGCCCUCAGACACAGCCAAGCCAGUGGCCCCCAGCGGUGGGCGGGCUGCCCAGCUGAAGCUGUCCAGCUGCCCCAGUGGCCGGCAACCAGCAGCCUUGCUGGAUGUGCGCUCUGUGCCAGGCCUGGACGGAUCUGGCUGGGAGGUUUUUGACAUCUGGAAGCUCUUCCGAAACUUUAAGAACUCAGCCCAGCUGUGCCUGGAGCUGGAAGCCUGGGAACGGGGCCGGGCUGUGGACCUCCGGGGCCUGGGCUUUGACCGGGCUGCCCGGCAGGUUCAUGAGAAGGCUCUGUUCCUGGUAUUUGGCCGCACCAAGAAACGGGACCUGUUCUUCAAUGAAAUUAAGGCCCGCUCUGGCCAGGAUGAUAAGACUGUGUAUGAGUACCUGUUCAGUCAGCGACGCAAGCGGCGGGCCCCGCUGGCCACACGUCAGGGCAAGCGGCCCAGCAAAAAUCCCAAGGCCCGCUGCAGUCGGAAGGCAUUGCAUGUCAACUUCAAGGACAUGGGCUGGGAUGACUGGAUCAUUGCACCCCUUGAGUACGAGGCUUUCCACUGUGAUGGGCUAUGUGAGUUUCCCUUGCGCUCCCAUCUAGAGCCCACAAACCACGCAGUCAUCCAGACCCUGAUGAACUCCAUGGACCCUGAGUCCACACCACCCACCUGCUGUGUGCCCACUCGGCUGAGUCCCAUCAGCAUCCUCUUCAUCGACUCUGCCAACAACGUGGUCUAUAAGCAGUAUGAGGACAUGGUUGUGGAGUCCUGUGGCUGCAGGUAGCAGCACUAGCUUUCUGUCUUCCUGAGUGGCAAAUCCCUAGGAUGCUGGUCACAAGGACUCCUCCCUGUACUCCUGGAAUUCUGGGGGGGGGUGGCGGGGGGGGGUGAUGUCUGGAGGCUCCAGUUAGGAACACAGUCUGCAUGCAAGGGGAUACCAACAGCCUAAUCUGAGUGGGACUUGGGUGAAAGGUCCCUUUCCAUCCAUGAGUUCCUUCUGCUGCGCCGAUCAGCAGGGCCAGACCCAAGAAGAUAGACUCUGAAUGGGACUGAGGCCCUGGAGAGCUUGCUUUCCAGUGAGACUCAGCCAUGACUUCUCCUUCCCUGGCUUUCCCUGGCCUCUGGGUUCCUCUUGGGAGAGCCAGAGGGGCCACCUCCUCCUUGAAUUACCAUUGUGCCUGGUGAUUUUCUGCUCCUGGGCCAGAGGAGAUGUUGAUUGGACAGGGGUGGGAAAGAAUGGGCUUGGACAGGGGUGAGGAGGCUGUUAGUCUAUUAGGUUUAAAUGUACAUUGAUGAGAUAAAAAAAAAAAAAGCAACACUUCCUGAAACUAUGGCAACCUUUUGUUUACUCUAGGGGAACCUGUGGUCCCUUAAAGAAUGACUGAACCAUGGAGGUGAAGUAGGGGGCCUCAUGUAUGUCCUGGUGUUCAAGACCCAGUCCCCACUCUCAGUCCAGAAAACAAACAAAUAGGACAGAGAGUACAGGCU
Messenger RNA from Erinaceus europaeus (western European hedgehog), 2630 nucleotides. It is a transcript of the gene GDF5, whose product is annotated as growth differentiation factor 5. The record is from RefSeq and is a predicted model, not a curated record. NCBI's taxonomy places the organism in Eukaryota, Metazoa, Chordata, Mammalia, Eulipotyphla, Erinaceidae. Gene Ontology annotation, biological process: SMAD protein signal transduction; BMP signaling pathway. Gene Ontology annotation, cellular component: extracellular region. Bases 427 to 1926 code for a protein of 499 amino acids. Gene Ontology annotation, molecular function: cytokine activity; growth factor activity. The transcript has 2 exons.